CAUUUGAUUGGUAGGGAGGCGGAUUUCCAGCAUUUCUUACAGUUGUGCAGCCUGCGAGUAGAUGCUUUAAACCCCACUCCCGUAAUACAGGCGCUGCGACGAGAGGCACGCCUCCGGCAGAGGGCUCGCCUGCAGUACGCGUGCAUUGAGUCACAGAGGAGCAAGCACUGAGUUUGCCCCCCAAAAUAAUCAACUGAAGCCACAACAUCAAAGAAACAGAGCCUGGAACCGAGAUGGCGGAAGAGCUCAGUGUGUGAAAGGGACAGAGAGAUACUGAAGCCGGAGCAACUUUUAACUUGAAAGGUUUUAUUCCACAAUACCAAAUAAAGAAUUCAACUUGCUAGGAAGAAAAUAAGUGGAGAAGAUCUUCACUGAUGCUCAAUUUUAAGCAACUUUUUUUUAUUGCAACAAGUGAAUAAUUUCACGUCCCUCUUUGACAACAACGGGGGAGGAGAGGAAAGCAAAGAUGAAGAGUGGCAAGGAAAAAGCUGUCUGUGUGAGAGAGGGGAGUUAAUAAUAGGAAGAACGCACGGUUUAUUGCCAGUCGAGGAAUGGCUUCGAAGGAGAGACUGUACGAGCUGUGGAUGUUGUACUUCACCAAGAAGGAUCCUCACUAUCUUCAGCAAUGGCUUGAAGCUUUUGUCACAUCCUUUGAGCGAAUUAUUGACAUCAGCUCCUUUGAGCCACUUCAGCGAAGGCCUGAAGAGAUGACUGCAGAGAUUCCACUGUUGCCAGGCAAUGUGCUGCAAGUUCUGAGCCAUCAAUUGAGUCAAUGUGUACAGAGAUUAUCGACUGAGGAGGCUGAGGCAGGCCUUGGACAAGCACUCCUCCUGAUAAAGUUCCUCAUUAUAAUCUGCAGAAAUUUUGAAAAUAUUGAAGCAAAAAUCACUCCAACCUUCAUCCUGGAGGUUAUUAACCUGUUGGCUGGCUGCACAUCUGAGCUAAAGAAUGAAACACAAGAGAGACAUUUACCAGCCACCUCAGAGGUUGAACAAUUGACUAUGUAUGCACUGCACUUGUGUGAAUGCCUCUUCGAUCCAUAUCAAAUCUGGAGGCGACAAUUGGGCGGGGAGAUUAUCAGUUCGAUGGAAAGGAGUAAAUACAAGUUUGCGCCAGCUGUUUUACCUCAGGAAUUCAAUCCAUUCUUCCAUGAAAGUUUCCAGAACAGUCAGAGCUUGCCAAAGAUGAUUCAACUGCGGCUGAUAUAUCUUUAUGGAGCCAUUAUCAGUGGGAGUAAGCAAAAUGCACUUGGUGCCAUCACCUCCACCUCAGUUGAGGCUCUCAUGCUGGUUCUCAGAACCUCGUGUGACACCGGAACUCAGGACCCGCAGGACACCAGACCACUGCAUGUUGCCUUAAAGUGCCUCAUUUCAAUGAUCCACAUUCUUCAUGCCAGUAGCCUAGACCAGAGGCAAGUGGAGAUAAAGACAAUUCUGGAAGGUUACUUUAAGUUGUUGAAUGCUGACCGGCCAGUGCCCGUGCUGGAGGAGGGGAUAAAGACCCGGCUAGAGGAUGGGUUCAUCACACUGCGGAUCAACAUGCUCAGUGCUAUCUCUGAAAUGUUGAACUGUAAGGAUCGCCCUGUGCUUCAAGCCAUGUUCCUUAAUAACAACUGCUUUGAGCACAUCAUCAGACUCAUCCAGAAUAGCAAGCUCUAUGUAAGCAGUAGAUCUAAGGAUGACUGCAAGGGUGGGACUGACCUUACCACUCAAUUAUUGACUGAAAUCAAUCUCAGUAAGGUAUUUGAGAAAGAAUCGGAUUCCAUCACAGUGCACGCCAUCAGAGUGCUGACAGCAAUCAUGAAGAAUUCACCCUCUGCCAAGGAGGUGUUUAAGGAGCGGAUUGGUUAUUCCCACCUGUAUGAAGUGUUGAAAAGCCAAGGAGAGCCAACAAGUCGUCUCCUGCAAGAACUCAUGAACAUGGCCAUUGAAAAUGAGAACAUGACCAACCUCACAAUGAUCAACAAUGAGCAACCCUUAUUAAUCUUGGUGCAGUGGAUUCCUGAUCUGAAGUCCCGUGAUCUACAGAUCUUUGUCUCUGAGUGGCUGAAGAAAGUCUGCAAUGCCACGCUGUGGACACGUGCCACCUGUGUAAAAGCUGGAAUGCUUCCCACUGUCCUGACAUCUUUGGGCUGCCACCCACAGCUCGACAGGAAGUGCAGCGAGAACCUUAUUGAUCUUCUCCAGUCACUAGGCAGUCUCUCCAUUCAACCUCCAGAGCUUCGGCAGUUGAUAAAACUUCUUCGGACUGAUGAUGGCAAAACACACCCGUACACCACCCGUGUUAUUCGGGCCUUGUCAGCGAUGGCAAAGAAAGACAGCUCAGAAACUGUGCUGCAGUAUUUUGACCUGACUCCCAGCAUGGCAGGAAUAAUGGUUCCCACCAUCCAUAAGUGGCCAGGUAAUGGCUUUGCAUUUCAUGCAUGGCUCUGUCUGAAUGAGGAACGAGAGGACUUCUACUUAUUACGAAAGAGGCCAAAAAGGAAACAACUGUACAGUUUCUUUACAGCCAGUGGCACUGGAUUCGAGGCCUUCUUCACCACAGAUGGGAUGCUAGUCGUUGCAGUUUGCACAAAAAGAGAAUACAUGACUGUAGCUCUCCAAGACUGCUGCUUUAGUGACUCAACCUGGCACUGCAUUGACAUUGUUCACAUCGCAGGACGCCGACCCUUCGGGCAGAACUUGGUAAACAUCUACGCAGAUGGGUACCUGAGGAAGACUGCACAGUUACGGUUUCCUUCACUUAAUGAGUCGUUCACCUAUUGCUGCAUUGGCUCAGCGGGUCACAGGACGACUACAACGGUUAAUACAUCUCCUUCUCAGUCCCCGGAUCUCUCCUUCACCUCACACCACCCGCUGAAUCGCUCUCAGUCCUUCCCCGCCAGCUUUGCACCUCACACCAGAGACUCCAGCUUGUUGCCAGCCGUCGUCCACACGAUUGCAGCCGGCACACAGGAUACAGAGUGGGGCACACCUACCUCCCUGGAAGGCCAGUUGGGAUCUGUCUUUGUGUUUCACGAGGCGUUGCAGCCGGUGCACAUCAAAGCCCUCUUUACUGGAGGUCCGAACAAUCUGUUGCCCUUCAAGCCUGACAGUGAAAUAUCAGAUCUGAGUAGUAAACUACUCCUUUACUACUCUCCCAAGGCAUGCAGCAAUCAUAUUUGCUUGGACCUCUCUACAAAUCAUUCUUAUGAUGGGAGGUUGACUGGGCACAACACAAUCAACUGGGAUAUUAAGGACGUGAUCAGCUGCAUGGGAGGGAUGGGGACCCUCAUCCUCUUGCUGGAACAAGUGUCAUCCAAGAGUGAAGAUUCAGAGGAGAACCAAGAGACAUCUGACCUUGUGGGACCGGAACUGACGUCCUCACAGAACUUCCAGAGCAUGGUCCUGCCCUUGGGGAAGUCUUCAGAGAGCAAACUGGAGAGAAACAGUGUUGCUGCUUUCUUGCUACUUAUUAAGAACUUUAUUCAAAAUCAUCCUAUAAAUCAGGAAAAUCUCAUCCAGUGCAAUGGCCCAGCUAUCAUGGGCGCCUUGCUGCAAAAGGUUCCAAGUCACAGAGUGGAUAUGAACGUGCUCAUGGCCUGUCAGUUUCUAAUGGAGCAAGCAGCAAGUGAAGGCAAUAACCUUCUACUCCACUAUCUGUACCAGUAUCUGCUCUUCGACUUCCGCAUCUGGAGCCACAGUGACUUUGCUGUUCGAAUAGGGCACAUACAGUACUUAUCCACUAUCACCAAAGAUCACAAGCAGCGUAUCAGAAAGAAGUAUGGGGUGCAAUAUGUACUGGACUCCAUCCGGACUCAUUAUGGCGCACAGAAGGAUAACCAGGCCACAGCCGAUGUUAAAACGGUCCAGCUAUCAAUUUUCAGCCUGCUUAAGGAUUUCAUUUAUAAAGCAAUUUCAGCGGAGGAGCUGCACAGCAUCAUUUCUUACAUGGCAGCGGUGAAUGAUGAAGAUCAGCUCAGUGGUAUUUUGGACGUGUUGCUCAGUCUGUUAAAGGGAGCUCCCUCUCGAGAGCAGCUUUAUACCUUACUGUUUGAGCCUGGCAAUGUGGAGGUGUUUUAUUCACUGAUCCUUCAGAAGAAGUAUUCCGAUGAAGUGCGUGAGAAAAUCUUCAGGCUAAUGUACAGGAUGCUAAAGUAUGAGAAAGUCAAUGAAAGAAGCAAGUUACGGCUGAAGCUAAAGGAUAUUGGGUACCAGGGUUUGACUUCUUUCCUGAAUGACUUUCCUGCCUCAGUGUCACUCAUUCGGUGCCUCUCAGAGCAAGUGCUGUGCUCGGAUCCCAUUCCAAAUUACAAGGACCUAGUUGCUGUGGUUUAUCUGUCUCACAAAGCAGACUUGACUGUGCGACUGGAUGUCUGUCGAAAGUUAUUUCAUCUUAUUUACUCUCAACAAGACAUUGUGCGUCAGUUGGCAAAACAAGCUGGAUGGCAGGACAACUUGACCAAACUCUACAUCAAAGAAUCAUAUGAGUCUCGAGAGGCCAGUCUAUCAAGCUCAUUUUCCAACUACUCCAUAGAUUUACUUAAGAACUCGUAUCAGAACCAAGAACUUAUCCAGGAGCAAGGUAAAGAGAGGAAUAAUCAGAGAAGCAGUCAGUCAGACUUCCAGGAUUGCGAGGUCUUUCUUCCCUUCAACAUGGAUCUCAACGAUGACAUUUCGGAAGGACAUUCUGAUCUUUCUAUGUCACCUGGUUUCCCUUCUGGCAAGAUGAAGGCCUUUGACUCCUUGAACUUCAAGUCAUUUGAUUCCUUGGAGCAUGGUAGCACAAUAGACAAUCCUAUCUCAGCUGAAGUUGCCCUACAAGACAUAGUUGAAGAUGCUUUCUAUCAACCCCUGUCACCUUUCACAGUCCCAUCUUUUGACCUGGGAAUGGACGUGGGGAGUGCCAGUUCCUUUACUACAUUGGAGAGUGGGAAUCUAACUCCCGUCAGCAAAUCAGAAACACCAUCUCCACUGGAGAGUUUCAAACCCUUCCCAGCUGUUCGAACGUGGAAAAGUUCCAGCUUAUCCAAUGUUCUGGAUGACAGCAGUUACCAGGAGAAUCUUCCCAGUGAUGAUGCUUCCAAUACCAGCAACCCUCAGCAAACACCAGAGGAAGAGCUUUGCAACUUGCUGACUAAUAUCAUCUUCUCUGUAACAUGGCGAGGGGUGGAAGGUUGUGAAGAUGCAGCUUGGAAAGAGCGAGGACAGGUCUUUUCGGUCCUGACCAAACUUGGGGCAGCUUGUGAGCUGGUGCAUCCACCAGAUGAAAUCAAAAGAAGCUUGUUGGAGAUGAUGCUGGAGUCUGCAUUCUCUGACAUCAAGGAUUCCACAAAUACUAUGCUGACCAGCCACAUUCACAAUGUUCUGAAGCUGCUCCGGCUGCUUCAAGACUUCCUUUUUUCAGAAGGCCAGAGCAAUCAAGUGCUGUGGAGUGAAAAGAUUUUGGAAGGAACUAUUAACUUACUGGACAAGCUCGCUGUUUGGUACCAUUCAGACAAUGGAACAUCUGAUCUGAAGGAAAUGGCUCAGAUUGGCCUCAGGAUUAUCCUGGGCUACAUUAUACAGGAUGAUAUGCAGGUGUGUGCAAUGGCCUGUGUCAAGCUACACAGCCUCCUUCAGACCAUGCCGAUACGGAAGGAAGAGGCCUGUUUCUUGUUGGGAAAGCUAGAUGAGCCUCUCUCCAGAUCUAUCAAAGACAAGUCAGACAUCUUCUCAUACCUGAUGCCAAUCGCCCGCACUUUGAUGGACCAAUGCUACCAGCUGCUUGAGCUCCAGUAUCAGCUGCCGUCCCUGCCUCCCACCAAUGGCAGUCCGACAUUCUUCGAGGAUUUCCAGCAUUUCUGUGUCACCUCGGAGUGGAAAUCAUUCAUGGAAAGAAAUGUUUUAAAAGCCAUGGCUCAAUAUGAAUCGGACACAUUCGACACAAGUCACAAACAGAUGUCCAGCUUCUGGAACUCCUGUUACGACUCACUAAUGAGCAGUGCUCUGCGUCGGGAGCAUGAGCGUGGGGAGAGUCGUUCCAAGUUCCAGGAGUUGAUACUGGAGCCCUUCUGGAAACGUGUGAGGGGUGAGAAUGCUCGAUACAGCAACACGCUGAAGCAGAUUAACAGCCACCACAGAGCAGUACUUCGCCAGUGGAGCUCACUGAGGCGACUUCUUACCUGCCCCCGUGGAGCCUGGGCAGAACGGAACCCCUCUGAAAUAAAAUGGAAGCUAUCAAGUGCGGAGACUUACUCAAGGAUGAGGCUCAAAUUGGUUCCAAACUACAACUUUGACAAACAUUUGGAUGCUAGUGCCUUGCGAGAUAAUCUUGGUAGUGAUCAGGCAAGAACCCCACCAGAAUCUCUACCACUGGCUGUAGCAAAGGAGGCUAAAGUUAGUGAGCUGGAAGAUGAUCAGCUUGGAGAUGAAGACCUGGUUUUUCUUAACAACCAGGUUGAACCUGACGAACCCAGUCAGAAGGAGAAGUUAGUGAUUUCUGAGGAUUGUGAGCUGAUCACAAUUGUUGCAGUCAUCCCUGGACGUCUAGAGAUCACCACACAGCAUAUUUAUUUCUAUGAUGGCAGCUCAGAGAAAGAAGAGACAGAAGAGGGUAUUGGGUAUGAUUUCAAGCGUCCUCUCUCCCAACUCCGGGAAGUACAUCUGAGGCGCUAUAACUUAAGGAGAUCUGCUCUGGAGUUCUUCUUCAUUGAUCAAUCAAACUACUUUGUCAAUUUCAAGAAAAAGGUCCGAAACAAAGUGUACUCGCGCAUCCUGGCAGCACGACCCCCCAACCUCUUCUACUUCGAUAGCCGCUCUCCACAGGAACUGCUAAAAGCAUCUGGAUUAACUCAGAAAUGGGUUCAGAGAAAGAUAUCCAACUUUGAGUAUUUAAUGCAACUUAACACCAUUGCAGGAAGAACCUAUAAUGAUCUAUCCCAAUAUCCAGUGUUUCCAUGGAUCAUCUGUGACUACACAUCUGAGGAGUUGGAUUUGAACAAUCCAAGUGUCUUCCGAGAUCUCUCUCGCCCAAUUGGUGUGGUGAACGAUAAACAUGCAAAGGACGUAAAGGAGAAGUAUGAAAGCUUUGAAGAUCCUACAGGAAACAUUGACAAAUUCCACUACGGUACACACUAUUCCAAUGCGGCUGGAGUCAUGCACUACAUGAUCCGGAUCGAACCCUUCACUACUUUGCACAUCCAGCUACAAAGCGGCAGGUUUGAUUGUGCAGACCGCCAGUUCCACUCAAUUCCUGCAGCCUGGCAGGUUCGGAUAGACAACCCUGUCGACGUGAAAGAGCUAACUCCAGAAUUCUUUUACUUCCCAGAAUUUCUGGAGAACCAGAAUGGGUUUGAUCUUGGUUGCCUGCAGAUGACCAGUGAAAAUGUGGCUGAUAUCGUCCUGCCCAAGUGGGCAAAAUCUCCUGAAGACUUCAUUUAUAAGCACAGGAAAGCACUGGAGUCAGAGCAUGUCUCUGCAAACCUCCAUGAUUGGAUUGACCUGAUCUUCGGUUACAAGCAGAGGGGACCUGCAGCUGUUGAAGCACUGAAUGUCUUUUAUUACUGUACAUAUGAAGGUGCUGUGGAUCUGGAUGCAAUUGCUGAUGAGACAGAAAGGAAGGCUUUAGAAGGGAUCAUUAGCAACUUUGGACAAACCCCAUGCCAACUCCUGAAGGAGCCACAUCCUCCGCGUCUUACUGCAGAGAAUGCCGACAGACGAUCAGCGCGAUUUGACAGCUAUACACCAAAUGUCUUUGAUCAGCUGGGCCAACUUAAGUCAUUCUUCAUUGAGGGUAUCAGUGAUGAUAUUCCAUUGGUACAGGCUGUGGUGCCAAAAAAUCAAGCACACACUUUUAUCACACAGGGAUCUCCAGAUGUUCUGGUAACAGUGAGUAUGAAUGGUUUGAUAGGAACUCACGGCUGGUUGCCUUAUGACAAAAAUAUCUCAAAUUACUUCACUUUUACCAAGGACCCGAUCAUUUCCAGUGUAAAGACUCAGCGUUUCUUGUCCGGCCCACUUGCUCCUGGUAUCGAUUUAUCACCAAAGAUCCUAGUCGUUUCCCACGAUGGAAAGCUCCUCUUCAGUGGUGGUCACUGGGACAACAGUCUCCGGGUUACAUCCUUGAGCAAGGGCAAAGUCAUAGGACAUAUCAUGAGGCACAUAGAUAUUGUAACUUGUUUAGCACUGGACCUCUGUGGCAUUUAUCUGAUUUCUGGAUCAAGAGACACCACCUGCAUGGUGUGGCAGAUCAUCCAGCAGGGUGGCUUUGCAUGUGGAUUGGCCCAGAAGCCAGUACAAGUGCUUUACGGACAUGAUGAUGCUGUCACCUGUGUGGCCAUAAGCACAGAGCUUGACAUGGCAGUAUCAGGCUCAAAGGAUGGUACAGUCAUUGUGCACACCAUCCGCCGUGGUCAGUUCAUGCGUUCGCUGCGGCCCCCCUGUGAAAGCACACUACCCAUGACCAUCAACAACCUCGUCAUUGGAUAUGAAGGGCAGGUGGUCAUCCAGAGCAGCAGAGAGAGCCGGGCUUCAUCAAAGGAUAAAAUCUUCUUGCACCUUUAUUCUGUGAAUGGCAAGCAUUUAGCGUCUGUGAGCAUGGACGAGCAGGUGUCCGCAAUGAGUAUCGUUGAAGAGUUUGUGGUGUUGGGUACUGAGCAGUGCUCUCUGCAUAUCCGUGAUCUCCAAAGUUUGAAGAGUGCAAUGCAACCAAUGGUCAUGAAGGUUCCCAUCCACAGUGUCUCUGUUACCAAAGAUAACAGCCAUAUUCUCGUUGGUUUGAAUGACGGGAAACUGAUUGUGGUGGCAUCAGGAAGGCCUUCUACGAUGCGUUCAGGUCAGUUCACCAGGCGGUUGUGGGGUUCCACCAAACGGAUGACUCAAGUGACAUUUGGAGAAACAGAGUACAAUAAGACUGACAUAAGCACAAAGUAAAACUCAAAUACGAUGAGCUAAAUCCCACCAAGAGUCUACUUCCUGUUAUAUUCAUCAAAAAACUUUAUUUAUUUAAAAGGAAAUAAAUGAAAACUGAGCAGAGCUGGAAGGCUGGAGAGGUAACAGGUUGUGUGUCUUCGUCAGCAAUGUGAUGAGCUGCUUUCAGCGACCAAAGCACCUAUUUGAAUCUGAGAGAUUUAAAGGGUUCAUUGUUUACAAGAAAAGUGGAAAAGGAUCUGAUGCCUUAAAUAAUUCAAGGAUUUUUAAACCUUUUUCACAUGGAAUUGUCAACCUUUGGCAAUUUCUAUCUGCACAGUGCAAACUACUGUAAUUUGUAGUAUGAUUUGUUCAGAGAGGUUAAUAACUCGAUUUUUUGAGGGAUGGAAAUUUUAUUUUAUAAUUCAUCUGUAUCUUUGACUUUUUUAAUCAUAUUGGGAAAGUUAUAAACACAAUAAGACAUAUCACUCAAAUUUAAAACAUUUGUGCUGAAUUAUCUUUACCUAUUAAGUUGCUCCCUGUAACAAGUUGCCUUUUGUUACAUAACAAUUGUUUUUGCAUUAUUUACUUUUCUACUAUAAAUUUGCCCAUUGUGAACGUCUACUGUUGAUAUUGAAUGUCAUACAAUGUUAGAUUAAGGACUCUUGAAUCCGGGGCUGUUUCAGGCACCCUUUCCUAUUGAUAGAACUGCAGUUUGGAUUGAAAGAUAGUAGUAGAGAGGAAAUUGGUGUGAUGGCAUAGUUGCUCUUGUGUUUGAUUGCAGCAUUUUCUUUUGAUGCCACACUUCUACCAAAGAGACCAAACUGCGGGCUGUGACUUUCUUCGCAUUGGAUUAUUUUAAAUUCCCUCAUUGAAAGGAUGAAUUGCCGAUAUUAUCCUCUGUCAAUUUAUGUUCUACAAAGAAUGAUAACCAGUAUCAAUAUUCAGAGUUAUUCAUUGUAGAUAAUUAUUACUACAACAGUGCCUUUUCCAAUUUGCGACCAGGGUGGCAAUUCAUUUCUUUAAAUUCCAGCAAUUUUCCCUGUGCUUCAAAAUUUUAAUCUAACAUCACACAAUUUCCUCUCAUGUUCUUAAAAUGUUUACAUUGUAUCUUAAGAUACUGAUUGUUUUUUUUUGUCCAACAUGUUUCUUACAAGGCUGUAGAACUCUGAAAGUUUGAACCUUCCAAUCAUACUGCAAUCUAUCAACUUUCAAAUUAAACCUUUCAGUCAUUAGUUUGUGAUAUUUUCCCUUUCUCUAUUCUCAAUCUUACACCUAUGCUGUAGUAUAAAUUUUCACUGAGAAUAAGGUUAAUUUCUUGAACUGAAAAUAAAACAGAUUUAAGUAUUUGGAUCUAGGUCCCUGAUUGGUUUGAAAAUCUAAAUUGAAUUGUUUUGAGUGGUAAAUAAUAUACAGGAAGUCAUUUGAAUCACCUUAGACCAAGUACAAUUAAAUUGGACAUCUACAAUUUAUCUCUACCAACUUGAAUGGUAAAGGAAACAAAGGGAGAUUCCGCUAGAUUUCCAUCUCUUAAUAUAGAGCCAUUUGAGGAUGGGCUUGAGCAAAUGUGCCAGUCCUCGAGUUUAAACAAUCUUUUGGUGCUCACUCAUUCAGCUCAGGUUUUAUGAAUGGGCAUUUGGCUAAAAUUAGUGUCACAAGAUGCUGGAAUUAAAUUACAUGCUCAGGACAGAAAUGGAAGGGUGAAAGGUCCCAGAUAUUGAAAGAUCUGAUUUGAGCUGCCUUAAUGUAUUUUAGUUUUGCACAUUAACUUGGUUAUAAAUGCUACUGAAGUGGAAGUGGAGAAUUGUUCUCCUGCCAUUAAUCUAAAUGAGGUCCUCAUUUCAUUUCUCAUAGUAAGUAGCUACUAUUUAAAUAUCCUCCUCUAGCUUAAUUAUUUUCUCUGGCCCAGUGACUCUAUAUCUGUACCCUACAAUAAGAUUUGGCACACCUUCAAAAUAUUUUCAUUUUCUUCUUUAAUGAACAUGUAAUUUUAAUAGGAAAUGGGUUUAAGUCCACAUGCCUUUUAUUGGGUUUUAUAGUUUCAGCAACAGCAACCAUCCCCCAGCCUUCCCCAAACUAAAAUUUUCAACAUUUACAACAGGGAUUCCCAACUUUUUUUUAAUGUCAAGGACCAAUACCAUUAAGCAAGGGUCCAUGGACACCAAGUUGGGAACCCCCACUCUAGAAGGACAGGGAUUUAUGAAUUUGGGAACAUCAUCAUCUCUAACAUUUUAUCCAAAUUGCAUGCAUUGAUUUGUACAUACAAUAUUGUUUCAUCAUUGCUGCUGGGUUAAAAUAUUGGACACCCCUGUCUAAUAGCAUUAUAAUGAAUAGCUUAACUAUAUGUCCUAGAAGAUUUCCCACCAAUAAUUUUUAAGAAGGACUGAAGACCAAUGGUGGGCCUCAGAACUACCAUCCUCAAUAGCCUGUACAUCACUGAUGGCUGUUAAUCAGACAUUUGCUUUCCUUACCAGAGAAAUGGGAAUACCUCAUCUUUGAAAUCUUUGCUUCGUAGGUAGAGGAGCCAGCACCAAAAAUAAAAGCUCUUGCAUGUGCUGAUGUUCCCCAUAAUGUGUAGAACUCCCUGCAUGCUGCUGGUAGAGUGUUAAUGCCUUUAGACUCGUGGACUUUUAAGACAACAGUUGAGAGAAAGGAUUUGGAAUGGAAGCUAACAGUGAGCCCAGUGACCCAAAUUUAUGCAUACAUUUUGGUUUUAUCAAUUCUCUCAACCAAGACCCCCCAUAUUUUGAGUCUGUUUCCAAAAUUGCUAUUCUAAUUGCUUAUUAACAUCAAUUUAGUAAAAUCUAACCUAAGAAAAAGGGAACAAUUUACCAGCAUUCUUCACCUAAACAUCAUCACUGCUGUAGUGCACAUACCAGGUUAACAUCGACUCCCAAAAAGGGCACUCUAAGCACUAUGGUGGCAAGAGACUGUAGAUUAAGGAAGCAAGUUUUUACCCCUGAAGUAUUCCUUUCAGCUAAGGUUAGGAGUGACUAAAACUGACCUCAUUACUCUAGCAUUAGGAGUUGGGAAAGGUUUAUGGUUACUACUCCUGACCACUGGAUAGGUUAUCAUCGCUAUGAAGUCCCCUUGCAUAAGUAGACACUGGGUUCUGCUGUCAGCACAGGACUAAGUGCCCAAGCUUAUACAAAUAAGCAAUGAGACAGUGGCAAGCCUAAAUCAUAAAGUCAGAUGACUCAAGGCAGUCACGAAACUACACUUCAGCAAGGAAGGAGGAGAAGAAGAAGAAGAUGGAGGUGGGAAUAAGAUUUUGUACUGGUAUUUUUGGUGGGUGGGGGGUCUGGUGGGAGAGUGUGGAAUCUGUCAAUUUGACAGCAAUAAUUAUCAAGGUAUUUAGCUGUAGGACAAUUUUCAGUCCAAGUUACAUCUGAAAUUAGGUGAGAUAAAACAGCAAUAUGGAUUUGAAGUUUCUCUAUUUGUGUUUACUCCACUGCCUGACUGCAAACAAGACUUUUACUGAGUACAUUCCAGAGACAUCAAGUUUUUUGAAUCUCAAUAAAUCUGUGUAGAAGUGAAAUAAUUUCUUUAUUUUAUGUUUUGUGUGUGAGACAGAGAGAGCAAGAGAGAGAAAUAAAUUCUUUUUUACAAAAAGGAGAAAGUGCCUUAAAUUUAUAAAUUGAUGGGCUUCUCUUGACCUGCAUCUGUUCUCUUAUUGCUUGUGACUUGAACUUUUGCUUUGAAAAACACUGAAAAUAUAUAAAAAUGUAUUUUAAAUCUUCCAUU
Messenger RNA from Mobula hypostoma (lesser devil ray), 12611 nucleotides. It is a transcript of the gene nbeal2, whose product is annotated as neurobeachin-like 2. Gene Ontology annotation, cellular component: membrane; cytosol. Lineage: Eukaryota; Metazoa; Chordata; Chondrichthyes; Myliobatiformes; Myliobatidae. The record is from RefSeq and is a predicted model, not a curated record. The coding region runs from base 552 to 8891 and encodes 2779 amino acids. Gene Ontology annotation, molecular function: protein kinase binding. Gene Ontology annotation, biological process: intracellular protein localization. The transcript is spliced from 55 exons.